Rhizophagus irregularis DAOM 181602=DAOM 197198 is the source of this 287-nucleotide messenger RNA. NCBI's taxonomy places the organism in Eukaryota, Fungi, Glomeromycota, Glomeromycetes, Glomerales, Glomeraceae. The record is from RefSeq and is a predicted model, not a curated record.
CUAUGGAAGACUAUGUUGAAAAAAAUAAUAAGUCAACUUCUUACACCAUCAUGUGGGAAAAUAGUAAAAUUUACGAUUUAGUAAAAGAAAUGUAUGAUAAAACCAAAGAAACAAAAGAAACCAAAGAAGUAAUAAAUAGAGAUAUGAUUGAAAAGAGAAAUAAAGAAGUUCGUGAAUUGUACGAACAAAUUUCUCGCCGCCAAGCUGAACUAAUCAAAUUAAUUCAAAAAGCUAAUAAUAAAUUAGAUGAAUUGGGGAAAAUUACUGGAAAAUCUUACAUGAUAUAG